CCACCUCAUCACCCAAGCUGCAGGGAAAAGAGAAGUAUAGAGCUUUACAAUGACAACCAUGAUAGGAAGAGAGGAUGGCGCGGAUGAAAAGCCCAAAGUCAAGAUGCUGGCGCCUGCAUUUGGGAUCGAUAAAUCACGACUUCAUGGAUCUGGGUUUAGGUCUAAAGGCUUUGCCAUCACGGACCUACUGGGUCUUGAAACGGAUCUCCAGCCUCGCCCAUCCGGACCUUAUGGAGUAGGAGGACACGGGGAUGUUCAGAGCGCUGGGAUGGGAUUCCCUUUCGCUGGAGGAUCCUUGCCUCUUGGUCUGGGGUUCCUGUGCAGUUUGGCGGCUCAGCAACCUCCGGGGGGGCCCUGCUUCCUACCGAGUCACAUACCCCUCCUUCAGUCCAGGACGGAGAGCCAUUUCAUGCAGAAUAUGGAGCAACAAAGAGACGCCUACUCUGAUGACGAGUGUCUCUCUGGUGAACGAAACGAUUCGAAAAACUCAGGGAACUCACAGAAGAGAAAGAAAAGGAGGCACAGAACUGUGUUCACUUCUCAUCAACUGGAGGAGCUGGAAAAGGCAUUCCAUGAGGCACAUUACCCAGAUGUGUAUGCCAGGGAAAUGUUAGCAAUGAAGACAGAAUUGCCUGAGGACAGAAUACAGGUUUGGUUUCAGAAUCGUCGGGCCAAGUGGAGGAAGCGUGAGAAGUGCUGGGGACGCAGCAGUGUGAUGGCAGAGUAUGGGCUCUACGGUGCCAUGGUCCGCCACUCCAUCCCUCUGCCAGAAUCAAUCAUCAACUCCGCCAAAAGCGGGAUGAUGGGCUCCUGUGCUCCCUGGCUUCUAGGUGAGCCAGCAGGAAUGCACAAGAAGUCCAUGGAUAUAGUAAAGAAGUCCCCAGGAAUGCCAGAGUUUACCCACUCGGAUACUAACUCCGAGGAAACUAAAGGGAAAGACAACGACAUGUCCUGGCCAAAUCGCUCUCGUGGUAUAGACGACAGCGAGGACAUGGCAAUAGACCUAUCCAGCACCUCUAAGCAGGACAGCAGCAAGAGCACUUUGAAGUCAUCGUCGCCCCAAAGGGAUCCCAUUCGCAACAGUGAUUCAGACGAUGAAAGCUAAAUUAAUCCCGGUUGCAGACAGUGAUUCAGACGAUGAAAGCUAAAUGAAUCCCGGUUGCAGACAGUGAGCUUGAACAUUUGCGUGGAAAUUAUGCUCACCUGGAAGACAAUUAUUUUCCAAAGAUGCGCAACAUUCCCAUCACAUUAGGGGUGUACAGUGUACUUGUCUUAUUUCUUAAUAAUUGUAUUUGGACAUAUGUUUUAUAAAGUUGUUUGGUUUUAAAUAUAAGAAAAUAUUUCAUGUUUUAUUCAACUUUUGUUUGAUUUGUGUGUUGUUGAAAUGAUAUUUCAAAAAAGAAGAGAGAGGACCAAGGAGAGGAUAUAUCACCUCUUCUCCUGCAGAAACGUGUUACAUGAUAAAUCCAAAUGCAAUUUCUCUAAAAAACAAUUAGUGAAAAUGUACAAACCUCAUGCCUACAUUUCAUUUCAUGUUUUUGAAAGGUGGUGGUUAGGGUGUAAACCCCACCACCUGCAUUUGAUAUAAAAUAUAAACUAAAAUACACAGAUUAUCAAAUGGCACAAUUAUGAAGCACUUUAGUUGUGUUGAUACUGAAUGUCAUUCAGAGGUCAAUUUCACCGCAAUGACAGCAAUAAUAACAACACUGUAAUAACAGUAAUAUCAGGAAAACAGUACCUGGAUAAAGAAAUAAAAGUAUUUUUUUGAAA
Oncorhynchus mykiss (rainbow trout) is the source of this 1770-nucleotide messenger RNA. RefSeq names its product visual system homeobox 1-like. The record is from RefSeq and is a predicted model, not a curated record. NCBI's taxonomy places the organism in Eukaryota, Metazoa, Chordata, Actinopteri, Salmoniformes, Salmonidae. Gene Ontology annotation, biological process: regulation of transcription by RNA polymerase II. Gene Ontology annotation, molecular function: DNA-binding transcription factor activity, RNA polymerase II-specific; transcription cis-regulatory region binding. Gene Ontology annotation, cellular component: nucleus.